Messenger RNA from Verticillium nonalfalfae, 510 nucleotides. RefSeq names its product E3 ubiquitin ligase complex SCF subunit scon-3 (gene SCON3). The transcript has 3 exons. Lineage: Eukaryota; Fungi; Ascomycota; Sordariomycetes; Glomerellales; Plectosphaerellaceae. Gene Ontology annotation, molecular function: cullin family protein binding. Gene Ontology annotation, biological process: mitotic cell cycle; SCF-dependent proteasomal ubiquitin-dependent protein catabolic process. The record is from RefSeq and is a predicted model, not a curated record. The coding region runs from base 1 to 510 and encodes 169 amino acids. Gene Ontology annotation, cellular component: cytoplasm; nucleus.
AUGGCCGACUCCAGCGUUCCCCGCGUUUGGGUUCAAUCCAACGACAACGCCACCAUUGCGAUCGACCGCCCCGUCGCCGAGCGUUCCAUGCUCAUUCGCAACUUGAUCGAGGAUAUCGGUGACGAGGGUAUCACCGCUGAUACUCCCAUUCCCAUCCCCAACGUCAACGAGGCUGUUCUUCGCAAGGUCAUUGAGUGGUGCGAGCACCACCGCAACGAUCCUCCCCAGACCCAGGACGACGAUAACGACGCGCGCAAGAAGACCACGGAGAUUGAGGAGUGGGACCAGAAGUUCAUGCAGGUUGACCAGGAGAUGCUCUUCGAGAUCAUUCUCGCCUCCAACUACCUUGACAUCAAGCCCCUUCUCGAUGUCGGCUGCAAGACUGUCGCGAACAUGAUCAAGGGCAAGUCGCCCGAGGAGAUCCGCAAGACGUUCAACAUUACCAACGACUUCACGCCCGAGGAGGAGGAGCAGAUCCGCCGUGAGAACGAGUGGGCCGAGGACCGCUAA